Molecule: messenger RNA, 951 nt
Organism: Rhododendron vialii
Lineage: Eukaryota; Viridiplantae; Streptophyta; Magnoliopsida; Ericales; Ericaceae
Product: probable LRR receptor-like serine/threonine-protein kinase At3g47570
Exons: 3
Coding region: 1-951 (316 amino acids)
Biological process (GO): protein phosphorylation
Molecular function (GO): protein kinase activity; ATP binding
Source: RefSeq, a predicted model, not a curated record
AUGAUCCCUAGUUAUAUUGGUGAGCUUCCCUUGGAAAAACUGAAUCUGUCUUUUAAUAUGCUGCAGGGAGAAGUUCCAGCACAAGGAGUUUUUAGAAAUGCUAGCAUGAUUUUGAUUGUUGGAAUGGAUGAUCUUUGUGGAGGUGUUGCUGACUUAGCUUGUUUAUGUUUUGUCGCCAUUGACGUGUCUCAAGGAAGGAGGCCUCUUCUAAACAAUCUUUUCAAAUACCAAAUUCUGAGAGUUUCGUAUGCAGAGCUUCUGAAUGCCACCAAUGAAUUUUCAGAGGCUAAUCUACUUGGCGUUGGAAAUUAUGCUUCUGUAUAUAAUGGGAUCCUUGAUCAAGACCAGAUUGUUGUGGCAGUGAAAAAGCUCAAUCUUCAGCUUAGGGGAGCUUUAAAGAGCUUCAUGUUAGAAUGCAAAGCACUUCAAGCCAUAAGACAUCAAAAUCUUUUAAAGGUAUUAAGUGCAUGUUUUAGCAUAGACUUCCAUGGCAAUGAAUUCAAAGCUAUAGUAUAUGAAUUCAUGGUCAAUGGAACAUUGGAUAGAUGGCUGCAUCAAAAUGGAGCAGAGCACGAGUACCUGAAAGUGAUCCAGAGACUAGACAUUUCUAUUGAUAUUGCUUUUGCACUUGAGUAUCUUCAUUGUGGUUGCGAGCCAACAAUAAUUCAUGAUGAUCUGAAGCCAAAAUAUGGCAUGGGUGACAUGGUCUCCACUCUAGGAGAUGUAUAUAGCUUUGUGAUUCUUCUAUUAGAGAUGUUUACAGGCAAAACACCAACUGACAAUAUAUUUAAAGAUCACCAAAAUCUUCAUAGCUUUGUUAAGAAUGCUUUGCCUGACCAAGUGAUGGAUAUCAUCGAUCCCCGCAUCCAGCUGGAGCAUAACAAUGGAAGUUGGAUCAACGAAUGCAUGGUUUCCAUUCUGACAAUUGGAGUUGCAUGUUCAUCGGAAUAG